This is a messenger RNA of Paramecium sonneborni, 723 nucleotides long. Lineage: Eukaryota; Ciliophora; Oligohymenophorea; Peniculida; Parameciidae. The record is from the annotation of a GenBank genome assembly.
GUAAUAUUUCCCUCCAUGGUUGGAAUUUAAAAAGAAAAAAACAAGAGAGGUAAUUAUAGGAAAGUUGCCCCUGAAGAUAAAGAAUAAAUAAUAUUCGAAUUAAUAAAUGGAUUUAAAUCUGCUUCAGAAUUAUCAAGACUAUAUGGUAUCCCCAUAUCAACGAUUAAAUCAUAUCUAAAAUCGAAAGAACUCAUGUACACUCCAUUAGUAUAAUCUAUUUCAGAUUCAUUAUAUUAAUCAGUUGACAUGUGGUUUUAAAAUUUAAAUGAGAUGAAGGAUGAUAAAGAAAGAAAAAAGCUUAUUAGACGAUAUAUAGUAAACGAAGAAUUGUUUUAAUAUAAAGAUACUAACCCAUUUAAGAACUAAAUACCUCCCACUAAAAUAUUUUCUAAAAAGUCGAGGAUUAUCCAAGAAGUUAUUGACAAUGCUAUAAGUUAUUUUAAUGAUUUAUAAAGAUAAGGUAAUGCAUUUUUGAAUUAAAUAGAUCUAGUUUAUAAUACUAACUAAAUAGAAUAAGACUUAUACAAUACUGUUUAAGAUUAGAUUGAAAUUGAAUACGUUUAAUAAACUUAGGAAGAUUAAAGCUAACAGAAUAAUGAAGAUUAAACCUAAUAAAAUCUAACUAUUUAACUAUUUGAUGAAAGCCAAGUUAGCUAGUUUUCCAUUUUCUUGCGGGAUUCCAACUUUGAUUGAUGAUUUUUUAUAAAAUAUCAAACACGUAAC